AGAAGAAACUCCAAUAGCCAUUCAUGCAAUUCGUGGCCGCCUGUAAUUUCUAACUAGAUUCUUUCUUUUGAAUAUUUUCUCUCUCAUCCUAAUCCUAUUCAUAAUCCUGAUCCUGUUGAUUUGCUUGAUGAUCCGUCUCAACUCCGAUCUCUUCUGAAGAGGUAACAAACAUAUCAUGGUUGAAGCAUGAUGACUGUUAAUAGCACUGUUAUUUUGGGCAAGAAAACUCUGAGUGAGACUAGUGCUUUGGUUAAAGGAAGAGGUUUUUUCGAAAUAAAGAGUUAUCGCGAUUUUGGUCUAAGAGGCUGUAGUAUUCUACUGAGGAAUAUCGCUCGCGAGUCUAACCAUAUAUCCACGAUUAAGUGUCAAUGUGGAUUAAAGGAAUACAUCUCGGCUGAUGAUGAGUAUCGUUCGUCGCGAAACAUAGCAAUCAGUUUAUUCAGGCGAUACAGAUACUGCGUGGAACGUGGAGGUGGUGACAACUUAAAAGAGUUCAUUAGUGCUGGCGUAAAUGCGUAUGCAUUGGGUUGCACCGACGAAGGACUAAGGAAGGAACUGAAAGACAUGAAAGAAUCUGGAUAUGAAUUUGACUCGACAACAAAGGCAACCCAAACUUUGGGACGGGGAAGCACUAGCCUGCAAUCCAAGAUCUUUUCAAAGGAGAUAGAUGAAUGUAUUCUGUGGUUGAGCAUUAUAUUCAUAACGAUACUGUGUACGCCUCAGCCAACCAUUGUUAGAUGGUCUUCGAUUCCUUCAGUUUCGGAUGAAAUAUUGGUUAAGUGGAAUGGGUUUUGUGCAAUCAUAGCUAAUGCAUAUUUUAUGAGAGGAAUGGCAUGGCUGCCGGUGAAGACACUACAACUCGAGCAGAUGGCAGUGAUUGGUAAUGCCGAAGAGCCAUCGGUUGUAGCCAGCCGGAUGAGACUUGUGUUUAGCACAUUAGAGGUUGUUUGUCCACAAUGGCCAAAAGUAUAGGUAACUUAUGCUCUGUAAAUGUAUCAAACUCUUAUAUAUGAAAACAAAAUAGAGAUCAACUGUAAUCUCAAUUUACUCGCGCUUCUUUUACCAAACCAAAGAAAGUGAUGUACAAAGGAAGGGUCAUUGAUUGAUUGUAUAUGAUAAUUUGUUCUUCAUC
This is a messenger RNA of Impatiens glandulifera, 1132 nucleotides long. RefSeq lists its product as uncharacterized. The transcript has 7 exons. NCBI's taxonomy places the organism in Eukaryota, Viridiplantae, Streptophyta, Magnoliopsida, Ericales, Balsaminaceae. Bases 187 to 972 code for a protein of 261 amino acids. The record is from RefSeq and is a predicted model, not a curated record.